AGCUGUUUGUGGAUUCAAAUUAACGCUGUGGCCGCAGAAAUGGAAUUGACGGCCUCAUAUUACGGGAAACUUGAUAAAAGAAACCCAGUUGUUUUAGCUUUUGAACGAGACAUCAACUCAUUUGUGACAGCGAUAAGGCGAGUCGCUUCUUCGAGCAGUCAAGAUGACGUCUCUUACGCGAAAGGGAUCAAAAUGCUGGUGGAGAUAUGGGAGAAGUACAAACCUCGACUGCCUUUGCACUUCUACCAGGAGCGCAUGUUGGACAUUGCAGAUUUUCUUUUUGGGAUAAAGUCAUAUCAGUUGGCUCUUUGGCAUGGUUACAGUCUCCAUCUUCUGCAGUUCAGUUUAGUUGAAAUAACUGAUAUCACAGAUGUGGACCACUACAUGGCCUGCUUCUUCCCUGACGGAUUUGAUACAGACCAAAAUAUCUUAACCAUGAAGAUCCGUGCCAUGCAAGGCUGGGCCCUAUGUAUAUUUGAGCAGGAAAGAAAGCACCCAGUCCUCAGCCAGAAGGGACUCAGCAAACUGCUUUGUGUGCUAAACUUCAUCAGGGUCAUGAUGCAGGCUUUUCAGGAACAUGAGCACCUCUGCUGGCACAUUUAUAAUGGUUCGUUACACAUCUACAACAUCUGUCGUUACCUGAUGACUAUGAAUUAUAGUGAACAGGCACUGGAGUAUCUCCUGUGGGCAAGCAUUAGCUUAGAGCUCUCCAUCCCUCUGAUGACUUCCAAGAAUCUGUCGUGGAUUGUUACACUCUAUUGUGCUGUCUGCCACUGUUACUACGACAUCCAGGCGGAGGUGCAGGCAGAGGAAUUUGCCAGGAGAGCCCUUGGAAAGAUCGAUGGGCUAGCAAAGAUGGAGGAGCAGAAUGAAGUCCCUGCCACCAGAGAGACCCAGAGAGCUUACAGGGAAGCCUCAAUCAAGCUGGCUGCCAUGAUUUUCAAGCGGGCUGUGUUUGAGGGCAGAAGGAGACCCAAAUCCAUGCUCAGAGUCAAAACCAAAAGCACCUUGAAGGACAUACCUAAUGCGCCAUGGCCUCGUACUACAACAGAGCGAGUGCUAAUGGGCCUGUUUGACAGCAGUGCAGCACAGUUUUUGGGGAUCUUGGAAGCACUUUGGGACAGCAACAAACGUCCACUGGAGACCAGGGUACCAGAUGAACCAGAGCUUCAGGAGGUGAUUCUGGAACUCCUGUCAGCUGGCAUCAGUAUAGUAUCUGGUUGGUAAAACAAACUCAUAACAAGAAAACACUGUCAGGAUAAAAUAAAGAGGACAUUUAAGAGCCUGACCCCAACAUCCACUCUGAUGGACUUAGCCAUUACAGGAGAAAACAAAGUACCCCUCAUUUCUGCGGUGCGGUUCAUUAAGCUGUUGUUUCAGUACAAGCAGCCAGAUACUUUCGCUGAACUUUCCAGAGAGAUGCUGCAGGUUUUGUCUAGUGUGGAAGGUCAGCCAUUCAGGAAGGCAGAGCUGGAACUUUCCCUACUUCACAAUUUCAACAGUGUGCUUUCGUCCCAGGGGAACCAUCCUAAAGGGGAAAACAUGAUUGAUGACAGACACAAGCAACAUUUCCAAAUGAGUGAUGAAUUUACUGACUUGGUGGACACCCUGCACAAGGCUGUUUGUGGCUCUGCACUUGAGGUGCAGCCAGAUGGGGACCUGGUUUUGGAUGCUGUGAUAUUUCUGUGGGAUCAAGUGAAGGUGGUGUUUCAGAUGGAUCAAAUGCAAAACCCUAAUUACCUUGAGAAGGUAGAUAAUUAUGAUAAGUGGCUGUGGUGUCUGUCCUUGCUGUUUGAGGUGGCAUUAUUCUGUGACCUUGCAGCUGUUGACUGCAUAAUGAUGGCAGAGAUGAUCCACACAUUGGCCAUACAGCUUGAGAGUGCAGCUGAACACAGUGGUCAAAACCAAAGUCAAGCUGCUUGUGAAUCACACGUUGAUGGUUUGAAGCAAAGAACUCUCUCUUUUUGUGAGAGUUCAAGCACAGAGCUGCUAAAGAAGGUGUGUGAUGUGGUGGUGAGGGGGCUUGAAGCUCUGGCGAAGGGUGUAGUUACACUGCUGCCCCAAGAUUGCUCAGCAGUCAUAGACUCUGCUUUCAUGCAGAAAUUCAGUCCCAAGCCUCCAUCAACCCCCUCCCCAUCUUUUCUGACAUCAUCAGAAGAGGUAAAUAAAGAAGAUGAAAGUAAGAUGGAGACAGAUGACGUGGAAGUUACAGGAGAGUCAUACACUGAAGUUCAUCAACACAUUCAAUCAACCCGUGUGUACCUGCAAAUCAAGGACCUUCAUCAUGAGCUAAACAUCAUCUACCACAGGGCUUUCCUCAAGUUACUGAGGCAAAAUGCAGUUGUGGAGUGUGAACACUUGGAUUGGAUUAAGAAGAACAAAGUGGCCAAAGCUCUUUUCCUGAUCCAGAAAGCCUUGGUGGUUUACAACAACAUGGAACCAGAUAACAGCAGCAAAACAAAGAGUCUGCUAGAGGAGGCCUCCACCAUGAUUGAUAAAGCAGGGUUGGAAGAGAGAAAACUGUAUUUGUCCACCACCCUUAAGACUUCAGCUGAAAACAAAGAAAAGGGGAUGAUGGGGGAAAAAGAAAGCUCUCCACCUCCUCCAGUCCUACUUGCACGCACAGACCGCUCUUUAACCUUUGCCCCGGCACCUUAUAAAUUAGAGGGACAAGUGUUCUGGUACCAGCUCUAUGGCCGGGCAGCUGAUAGCAUUAACCGGAAAGUCCGUCUUGGAGACGGCAGCCUUCCAGGAACAGGAAAUAUGAUACCAGCAGUAUCCGGUGAAUGUGUGCUGAAGGUGGAGGGGCUGGAGCCCAACCAGAAGUAUGUGUUUGCUGUUGCAGCUUACAACAGACAAGGCAAGUUACUGGGCAACACAAUUGGAGCAACAACAUUCCCACUGAUGGCAUCCAUGCCAAUACCACUACUUUCCUCUUUGGCCCACUUGGCACAGGUGGCAUUUCAAACAGAGCAAUAUGCCAUAGCAAAGAGAGCCUGCAUGGAACUAUGGAGCCACUUUACUUACCUCAACCCUGAGUCCCACAGCUCACAGGACAGACUUGCUGCCACAGGGCUGUGUGUCCAGACCCUGCAUUGCUCCUCUCCUCAACUGGUUCAGUUGUUCCUCACGUCAAUCUUCAUUGAGACAGAGAUCAAUAUUCAGCAGGGAUCACUCUACAGUGAAUCACUCAGUCAUAAUGGACCCUUUAUCUGGGAAAAGGAAGCCAGACUGGCAGAAUGUGAGCGAAUGCUGGUGGCCACAGAUGUUGCGUUGUGGUUAAAUGAUGGUGAUGCUGCUGUGCAAGCUGUGGUUGGCUGUUAUGGCCUCUUGGCACCUCUUAUCUUUCAUCAGAUCAAGUGUAACCAUGUAGUAGAGGUGCUCAAAAAAUGCUUGAUUGUUUUGGAGGAGAAUUCAGGUGUUCUUAAACAUAAAAGGACAGGCAACACCGCAGAGUCAUUCAUGCACAUGAUAGCCUGCAUUACCUACUACCUGUCGAAGACAUACCGUGUGCUCCAGGAUCCCCAGAUGGCUACUGUGAUGAUGGAUUGUGGUCGAAGGCUUCUCCAAGAGGUCUAUGAUUCCCAGAUACAGAACACCAGAUUCACAAAUGAGGCUCUGAAGGCACUGCAUUUGAAGAGCAAGGAAAGCAUCUCACCUGAAGCAGCUGUCUCUGCAGACAAUGAAAUUUUACGCGGUAGCAGUGAAGAUCCCACCAUAUUGUAUGAUCUAAUCUCUAACAGUCCAUUAAAGGAUGCCUACCAAGAGUGUAAGUGGGACACGUUCCUAUAUUUUUUCAAAACAAACUUAAUAAUAACUCAUUAUCAUUGGCUUCUAUGUUUUGUGUCUGCAUUUUUGAUAGUGACGAAGCUCAAACGCAAGGCAUAUUUUACUGAGUUUGCAGCAAUUCUUCUCCAGAGAACCAUGGAGGAAGGCAACCCCGACCUUGUGAUAAAGUGGGGGCAAAAUAUACUUGAAUUUCUUUCCAGGCGUGACGAGGUGCUGGGAUUGUCCAAAAAAUAUUUAGAGGGAAACAGCCAAAGUAACAAAAGAGGCAGUGCUCAGGCUGCAAAAGGAAAUGAAUCACCCCAGCAGAACAAGAUUACAACUUCUCACACUGACCCAAAAAAUAAAUUUAAGCAGAAAUUUCCAAAGCGUAUGCUGCAGAGAAUAAGAACUAACAGGGAGAUGCAGAUUGUGGAGAACCUUCUGACCAUGAUGUCAUCUGUGGUGAAACGCAGCAAGAAGCAACUUCAGCUGAGGAGCAUGUGCUGUGAGGAGAGAGUGUGGAGGGCUCAUCUCAAUUACUGCAUGGCUCAAGCUCAUUUAGCGCUUCUUUACCAGAGCCUGGACAAGCUGCAUGGAGAAGCGCUGCAGCACAGGUACAGCUACUUAAAUCCACUGAGCUUCUCUCUGGCCUACUCUGGUGUCCUGAUGCCCAGGAACUUACAGCAACAGCAGUCUCCCAAACAUGAGGAUGUCUCAGAGAAAGACCCCUCUCAUUCUGUUCUCAGGGACUAUGUGGCUGUACACAAAGACAAGAGCAAAGACAAAGCAGUGAGAGUUGAUGGCUCUAUCACAGAGGAGAGCUGUGAGGAUGGAGAGGACUCUUCUUUUACUGUAGAACAGCAGAUUGACAUCAACAGACUUGCAGCCACCUUGCAGUUGGACUCUCUAUACAAAACUGCUUUACAUCUACGAAGAUCCAUGGUAUUGGCCCAUCGUGGCAGCCACUGGACUUAUCUGCAGUAUGUGUGUCAGAGUGUGUGGGACCAAAGUUGUAGAAUCAGUGACUUAAUGCAGAAAGCUGCACAGCUUGAACCUCCCUCCACUGUCACAGCAGACCAGCUGAAUACCACAUUUACUCCACUACUGGUGCUAUCUACUGAUCUCAUCAUUGACAUGCUGAAUAGACUUGGGCUGUGGAGUUUGUAUGACAGUGAUCAAACUGAGGAUGAACUAGAGUCCAGUCUGCACUUCUCAGCAACACUGGAUGACAGCACACAUGUGGACCUGCGUUGGGUUCGCACCUUGGUGUUCCACACUCUGGAACGUCUUCAUGAAAAUGGCAAAUGGGAAAGCCUAGCCCACUUUGCCUUAGUUUACAACUUCUACACAAGGGAACGUUAUGCCUCGGUAGUAACUCCUCUACUAGUCCAUGCUCAGAGAAGGCUGCUCGAAAGGAUUAGUUCUUUUGGAGGACCUGCUGUUCCUCAACCACACCAUGUCAAGACAAAGAAGGCCACCGGCAAGGAGAUAACUUGUAGGAGCUAUGCCACUUGCCAGCUUCUCACUGGAUCGAAGCCUCAUCCUUCACAGCAACCGGCCCUUCGCAAAAAAGCAGCAGUAACAAACUCCACUCCUCGAGAGGCAGUGGACAUUAAAGGUGCGGAGAUGAAGCACUCCAUGUCCCUCGUUUGCAUUCCCCUGGAUGUAGAAGACACACUGAGCUGUUACCGUGAAGCUCUUGAGAGAAGACCACAUUGUCUCCAGGUCUUCCAGCAUAGUCGUUCAUUGGGGCUGCAGCUUCUGGCUUACACACAGCCCUGUUUUUCCACACUGUCAAGGCCCUGUCAGAGCAGAAAUCUGAGCCAUUCUGCAAGUCUGGUUGAUUUCAGUCCUGUAGUUAUGCCAGCUCCAAACAUCGAACCUUGCGACCUGACAGAGGAAGACUACAGUUCUUCAAAUGCUCUCUACAGGCUCCCUAUCAGCCCUGACCAGAUGCUGACUGUCACUGCUGCAUACUCCACCUCCAUAAAGUAUCUCCAGGCAAACGCUCAUGACUCCCUCAGAGUCCUGGCACUGCAUGAAAUGGGAAACCUGCAGUUCUUCAAUGGAAACACACGGGCAGCACACUCAUACUGGAGGAAAGCCAUAGAUUGUGCCUUACAGAGCUCAGGCACUGUAGAGAAAUGGGAUGGUGUGUCCUUUGGGGGUGGCUCCCUUCAACAAAUGAUGAAACAUGCUGGCAUAUGGGGAUGUCUUCAGGCUGCUGUUCUUGCUGCAAAAAUUGCACAGUAUAUCUUAACUUCUGAUGUCAGCCAGAGAACCAAAUGCUGUCUCCUGUCCGCCCACCUCUUCAAGUGUGUGCUACUUUGCUCCUUAGCCCAGCCUCAGGCUGACCUCCAGUAUGCCAAUCACAGCAUUGGAGAUGAACUGCUUCCUGGAGUUGACCUAUUCUCCGAGCCCCACAGGCUUCACCUUGGCACCACUGUGGCAAGCCUAAACUUUAUUUGCUGCUGGCUUUUCACCACAGGAUACCACAUCACGUUACUGCCAAUACUAGCUCUAUACCAACAUUUUGUGGGGACUGUGUGCAGAGAUGUGCAGCGCACUGUUGAGGCAAAAAUACUUAAGAUACGUACCCUUUCUGAGCUCUGUCUGUUCACUGAAGCUGUAAAAGAGUCAGUUCAACUAAUACAAGGAACUGGGGUUCUUCUGCCGUAUGGACAGUACAUUGCCAAAAACAAUCUCCAGCCUGUGAAGACAUUCUACACCAACAGGUCUCUCUUGGACAAUGCUGAGGCUUUGGAAGAACUACUCAACACUGAGUUGGCUCCGGAGGUCUGCAAGGUGUAUGGCUCCACAUUGUGCCUUCGUUCUAACCUUGCUCGUAUUCAACUUGUCCUGGCCCUCAGUAACACUGUACACGGUACUCCAGUGCCAGGAGAAGCUGGUGGAAACUUGAGAUCAGAAAAUACAAAACAAAGUGAAGAGGUCAAACAAGAUGAUGAGGGCUCUUUUUUACAGACGAAAGAGCCGAAUGUUCUUACUCUUGAAAUCCAAAAGGAGAAGCUCAGUUUGGAGGGGAUUAAGUUUCUUUUGCUAGAAGGAGCGUCCUCCUUGCUGCACUCUGUUGAGCAGCAGCUCUCACCUCAGUGCUGUAGUAAAAUGGAGAAACUAGAACUGAAAAUCGAGAUCAAUCUUCUAAAGGCCAACCUUUACCUGCAACAAGGACAUUCUGCACUUAGUUCUGUGAUGAGUGUGUCUUCCUUGAUGCUGCUGCAGAAAGCUCCUGUAAUCAUAAGUGGAUCUUUACCUGGCUCUCAGCAACCCAUAUCUGAGCACCAAAAUGCCAAGACUGGAAGUAAACAGGGUGCUCAAGACUGCAGAGUGCCAAUCUACCUGGAGGGAGAUUGUCCCAGAGCUGUUGAGGCCAGUGAGAGAAUUGGAGUUCCCCUCUGGCUGCUCUGUCGCCUUGCUCUGGUCCGUAGCCUGGCAGCACACAACCCUGAUACCAGGUCCCUUUUGCCCGGUAAGAAUAUUAAUGAGGAGAUAGCUCAGACCUUGCAGGAGGGUCUUGAUGAAUGUGAACGAUGGGGAGAUCUUGAUAUUCAAGCUGUUUUGAUGGUUGAGGGUGCAAACUUGGAGGCACAGAGGGGCAGAACUGAUGAAAGCAUGGCAUUGCUACAGGAAGCUGUCAGCCUGCUCUCAGGACGGUCCUGUAUGCCACCAAAGUCAAGUGUGACUCUUGCCCGGGCCACUUUACUACUCAGCAACCUGAGAGGGAUGCACAGCACCACACUUCUGCAACUUACCCAGAAACUACUGAAAAAGCAGCUGUGUAUUUUUGGAGAGAAUGUGGUGUUGGAAGGUGGAAAAAUUUGUUUUUCUCCUCCUGGACCCAUCAACAUCUACCUACCCUACCUCAACUUACUGGAUCAGGCCACUUUGCAAAUUGGUAACAUCCAUAAUCUUGGCGCGAUGGAAACAUCACUUGCUGCUCAGUCCUUGCAAUCUAGUUCCAAGAAGCAAUCCCAUUGUUCAAACAAGAAUGAAAAAUAGUGUCAAGAUCCCAUUCCAUCUCUGAGCAACUUAAGCAUCUCUGGUCCUAUAAGCCCCCAAUGCUCAGACAGAUAGCCAUACAAUUACACCUUAAGUGAUGCAAUUUUCUCUGUUCUUUCCCUGUUCUGUGCCUACUGAGAAAGCUAGCUGGAUGCUUAAGGUCAUGUUAGUCAGUUGUUUGUUGGCUGAAGAGAGACAUAUGUUGUGGCCAACCUGAUGCAAUAAUUAUAAUAUCUAUAAACUGUGAUUAAUAAACAAAUUAUGAAUUAAGUACUGCAUUUUUUUACAGACAUGAAUGUAUAUUUGUAAAAACCAAUCGUAAUCAAUUGCAUAAUAGUUGCAGAAUGAGAGACUGAACAAUUGUUACAUGAGUUUGCUUACUAUGUGAUAUCAGUUUGUGGAAGUUGUUAUUGUUAAGGAUUAUAACCUUUUGAACUGAUGGACAAACAAGACCAACAUCAAUGAAAUCCAUAUCCUCUUUUUCUGUUUAUUUUGUUAAAAACUCACUAUUCAAAACGUACAAGUCAGUUGACAAAGUGGAGCAGAAACAAGUUAACACAUGAUAGUGUUUAUUGAGGAAAAUUCAGGUUAAGAAAUUUAGACAGGUUAAACAACCAUGUGUGAAUAAUAUGCAGGAGUUGUACCAUGCUCAUACUACGGUUUCUUCAAGUACAAGCAUUGACAUGUUAGUAAAUUCGAGACAUAUCUGGUUUCUUUCAAGAAUCUGUAUGAGGUUGGUACAUUAUAUUAUGCUUAACAGUCGUGCACAAAUGGUGUCUGACCUUGUAGACAUAACAAUAUAAAUAUACAGUGAAGACUGGACAACUUGCCAAGCUCACAAAUGUUAGCACAAUUAUUAAGAAACAACACUUAUGUGGUUUUAUAGACUGAAGAAAUACCAGCAAUAACUCAGAAAAUACAUCAAAUGCAGUUCAAGGCUUUACCCUUUUGUAAUCCAAUGCUUGCGAGUAAGUUUCAUUGACUUUAAUCCAUUAUUUUUUCAUGUAAUAUUAUGAACUGUAUAGUCACUCUGAUCACUAUGGACAUCAGUGACCAGCAAAUAAACCAUUUAGCAGGAAGCAUUUCGAAAAUUGGAUUAUGC
Labrus mixtus (cuckoo wrasse) is the source of this 8887-nucleotide messenger RNA. RefSeq names its product cilia- and flagella-associated protein 54-like. The transcript has 56 exons. Lineage: Eukaryota; Metazoa; Chordata; Actinopteri; Labriformes; Labridae. The record is from RefSeq and is a predicted model, not a curated record. Gene Ontology annotation, biological process: cilium assembly. Gene Ontology annotation, molecular function: protein binding.